Molecule: messenger RNA, 634 nt
Organism: Tarenaya hassleriana
Lineage: Eukaryota; Viridiplantae; Streptophyta; Magnoliopsida; Brassicales; Cleomaceae
Product: cytochrome B5-like protein
Exons: 5
Coding region: 118-483 (121 amino acids)
Cellular component (GO): membrane; intracellular membrane-bounded organelle
Molecular function (GO): heme binding
Source: RefSeq, a predicted model, not a curated record
CAAAUUAAAAUUACAAAACCACCUAAAACCUAGAUCUGUCUAUUCUCUCUCUUUCCCACCUCGAUCGAUCUCGGUCGAGCCCUCAGGGUUCUAUCUUCGCCAGUGAGCUGAGAGGUGAUGAUGAUAGCUCUUUUCGGGUUGCUUCUGGGCUUCUUAGUGUCUGCUCUGUUCUUAAUUCAGGGAAAGCGGGCGUCGGGUCGUAGCCACAAGGGCCAAUCAAAUGACAGCACAAAUGUCAAGGACAAGGGUCCCAAAAGUUUCACAAAGGCUGAAGUUUCAUUACACAACAGAAGAACGGAUUGUUGGAUCAUCAUCAAAGAUAAAGUGUAUGAUGUUACAUCAUAUGUGGAAGAACACCCAGGUGGCGACGCCAUUCUAGAUCAUGCGGGGGAUGAUUCCACUGAAGGAUUUUUCGGGCCACAACAUGCCACCCGAGUUUUCGACAUGAUCGAAGAUUUCUACAUUGGGGACCUGCAGAAGUGAAGGGUUUCUUACAGUCACCCUCUCGUUUCACUUUUAUGCAUCAUCUUAUCAUGGGUCCAUAUGGGAUUUGUCUCUCUGUUUGUUACAAACUUCUCUUGGUUAUAUUGGAUCUGGUUCAAAAUUGUUCUGUCCAAUCUUAAUUGAUCUCCAA